AUGUCGAACAACUUCAUUUGCGCAGCCGUCUCGGUUUCGUCGAUACUCGUCGUCGGGUAUAUUACAGCGGGGCUGCUCAUUUUCGCAGAUUUUCGGACUUUUUAUUCCACGGCACUUGAUGACGUGGCAGAGUUCAAUAAGUUCGCAACUGAAGCCUGGGAUGAUAUGAUCGAAAUCAAUCGCUCCGUCGUAAGACAAAAGAGAAGUGGAGAAUCAAAGUGUGGAUGCAUGAAUAAGGUCAAUAACUGCCCACCCGGACCUGCAGGACCACCAGGAGAGCCAGGAGCCCCUGGAGAUGACGGAUGGAAUGGAGACGCAGGACAACCCGGACCAGACUUUCCACUCUUUGAUCAAUCCCUCAUCUAUCAAAGACCCCCAUGCAUUCGCUGCCCAGUCGGAGAGCCAGGACCUCCAGGUCCAGACGGAGAGCCAGGAGAGCAGGGACCACCAGGACCACCGGGAGUUGACAACUUUGAAGUUGGACAUGAUGGACCACCAGGUGUCGAGGGAGAACCUGGAGAUGCUGGAGAUCAAGGAGAAGACGGGGAGCCAGGUGUCGAUGGAAGACCAGGCGCCAGUGGAAUCAGAGAGAUAGGAAUGCCAGGAGCACCAGGGGCACCGGGUGUUGCAGGAGCUGAAGGACUCCCAGGCAAGGAUGGAGAGCCAGGAAUUCCUGGGCCAGAAGGGGAAGAGGGACCACCUGGAGCAGCAGGAUUGGAUGGAGAGCGGGGAGACGAAGGGGAGCCAGGACCUGAAGGACCACCUGGAAUCCCAGGACCUGAUGCAGCCUACUGUAGCUGUCCACUUCGUUCGGCACGUCUUGUCUUCUAA
Caenorhabditis elegans is the source of this 831-nucleotide messenger RNA. RefSeq names its product Nematode cuticle collagen N-terminal domain-containing protein (gene col-132). Lineage: Eukaryota; Metazoa; Nematoda; Chromadorea; Rhabditida; Rhabditidae. The transcript has 2 exons. Gene Ontology annotation, molecular function: structural constituent of cuticle. The coding region runs from base 1 to 831 and encodes 276 amino acids. The record is from RefSeq and is marked reviewed.